AUGGCUUGUCCUCCGCACCCGUCGCCCGAAGCAGCUCUGCCGCCGUCCCUGCUGCUGCUGCCCCCGCCGCACCUGCCUCUCGACCCCGACCGCGCGCGAAGCCGCCCCGUCCAGCGCGCCACGCCGCCCAGCCAGGAGUCGCGCGAGCGACGCCGCCGGCAGAACCGCGAGUCGCAGCAGCGCCGAAGACAGCGGCAGAAACGCGCGCCGCCUGGCCUGCCCGACGCCGCCCUGCUGCAGGGCCUCGUGGGCGCGCCGCCGGCCGGGCUGCCGUCGCCCCCGUACCCCGAGUGCUUGCUCCCGCCGGCGGUGGCGUGCCUCGUCGACGCGCCGGCGCCCCCGUGGCAGCUGAGCCUGGACUUUGCGCCCGCCGGGCUGGUUUCCGCGCCGGCGGCGCUGCCGUACCGCAGCUGCUCGCCGCCGCGGCUGGUCGGGCCGAUUGCCCAGGACGCCGUGCAGCCGCCGUGCCAGGCGGAGCGGUCGAUCAAGGACGUGCAGGUGCUGUACAGGCUGGGCGUCAAGGCGGGCUUUCUAAGGGAGAAUCACCAGGUGUGCAGGUACCUGGCCGCGAUGAGGCGCACGUACGGCAGGAUGCCGCGCCUGGCGGACGACGACGCCGACGGCUCUAGCCACGACUCGGGCCGCGACUCGGAGUGA
Molecule: messenger RNA, 657 nt
Organism: Ustilaginoidea virens
Lineage: Eukaryota; Fungi; Ascomycota; Sordariomycetes; Hypocreales; Clavicipitaceae
Exons: 3
Coding region: 1-657 (218 amino acids)
Biological process (GO): regulation of DNA-templated transcription
Molecular function (GO): DNA-binding transcription factor activity
Source: RefSeq, a predicted model, not a curated record